Messenger RNA from Mycotypha africana, 377 nucleotides. RefSeq lists its product as uncharacterized. The transcript has 3 exons. The record is from RefSeq and is a predicted model, not a curated record. The coding region runs from base 73 to 270 and encodes 65 amino acids. NCBI's taxonomy places the organism in Eukaryota, Fungi, Mucoromycota, Mucoromycetes, Mucorales, Mycotyphaceae.
UUGACGUCGCUGUCUUUAUAUUCUCCAAAUGUCGAAUGCUUGCAUUUAUUACAGCUAGUCAUAUAUUCAUUGAUGAAGCAGAUUUCCAUUUUUUCAUCUUCACCAUCAAUAGGUACUUGUGCCUUCUUGUUCGGACACAGAUUGCUUGUAGGCCAUGCAUGUGUGGCUUGCUUUCAGGACGGAUACGUAAUUAUUUUCGUUGUUUUUAUUAUCAGCUUUGAAUUCUUGGAGAGCUUCUUUUUUUACACCUUUUUUGACAACCUGGCUUAGACGAAGAGGCACUAUGUGCAGCUUGAGCCUUUAUAAGGGCCGUUCUGAGCUGGGAGGUGUUGUUUGCCUUUUCACCUUUGUUUUAAAAGAAACAAAACAAAAAGGAA